AAUAGUUGCAACUCUAUUGUCUGCCUACUCUAGUAGCCUAGUACCUUGGCGGGAGCUUUUUAAUUCUAGAAUUCGAAUGAACAAAAAAUAACCUACAAUAUUGUAAAAUCGUUUAUUGUGUCAGUGAAUUUUGCAUUGGUUUGUUUUGACUAUUUUUUGAUUAUGGCUACGUGUGCUCCCAAUCCUGAGAGGAAACUUGUGGCAGAUAUCCACGAUUUUUACAGAACUCCAUUGAUCACUGAAAAAGAUCUGAAGAAUCCCACCAAAGCACAGAUUACCAAAUUCUAUAGUAUUGUACUAUCAGAGUUUGGAGUUGAUGUCACUCAAGUUGUGCAAACUCAAAUGAAGCAAGUAGACUAUUUGGGAGGGAACAUUGAGAUGUUUUCUGAACAUAUUCCGGCUCUGAACAUGGUUGAAGCAAUUAAAUGCCUUCAGAUACCUGGAUUCCAGGAUUUCUGUGUAAUGCAUCUCAUAAACCCAAUGCCAAAAUCGACCUUCAAAUACAUUCGUCUGAUGAUGAAUUUCCUGCUGUUUGCUGAUCAUUCGCUGGCGUCCCUUCGCCAGGUGUUUCGUCGCGUAGCUGAUGCCAGGAUAAAGCGGGACAACUUGCUUGAAGCGAGAAAUAAAUUCAAGGAAGACAUCAGUCAGAUAGCUAAGCAAAUAAAAGCCGAGGAGAGCAGGCCUUCCAAUAUUGAUUCUCAAAUAGGUAAAAGGAUUGCCUCCCUGAGUGAAUUGAACGAGGAAAAAGAGAAAUGGCAGGGACAGUGUGACAGGGUCAAGACAGAACUUACUAAGAUCACCGAAGUUCGUGACAAGCAAUACAAUGAAACGCAGAUGAUUGAAAAUGAUUUGAAAGAAUUUCAGAAGAGGCUAAAAGUUCACAAAAAUGUGCACAACACAUCAACUGGCUUUUCCCAGCAUUUGAGUUUGGAAACACUCAAAAUGAAAGCCAGUAAUUUGAAAGAGCAGAAAUCUGAAUUACAGCAGCAACUCACUACUCGUCAAGUAGAACUAGAUUUCAAAUUGAAAUUCCAGAGUGAAUAUCCUUUUUUGAAAUCAAAGCUUGAAGAAGUAGUUGAUCUUCUUCAACGAAAAAGGUUAGUAACAAACGAACAAGCGCAGUUGGCUCAGGAAUUGUCUACAAUCGAAGAUAAUGUGAAAUUGUUGGAGUCGCAAACAACCAAUUCCACUUAUGAACUUGAUAAGAGUGAAGAGCAUUUGAACGGUUUGCGACUGAAAUGGUCUUUGGAAGAAUCAUCAUUGAAGGAAGCUUUAAAUGAGAAUCAUUGUAAAAAAUUAUCUGUUCAUAAAAAAUAUAAUGAAUUGAUGGCAAAAAGAGUUGAACUGGACAACGAGUUGGAGUCUCUAGACAAAAAAAUAAAAGAAAAUGAAAACAAAUUCCAGGUUAUCAUAGACAAAUGCAAUGAAUACUAUGAAGCGGAUCGUUUAAAGCUCAAAGAGUACAAAAAGAAGGUAUUAUUAGAGAAACUAGAAUCUGGGAACCUUACGGCUGAAAACAUGAAGUCUUCCAUUUCUAAUCAGACUCAUGUUGACUAAAUUCAAGAAUAUAUUCAAGCAUUUUAAAUAAUUUCUUAUAAGUACGGUAGCUAUUAUUGUUGUCUUGCAAUCAACUGAAUUUAACAAUCAUUAACCAUUUCAUUCAUAAAUAUAAAUAAAUCACAAGUUGUUUGUUUAUUUUGUUCUUUUCUUAAAUAAAUAUAUUAUUAUAAAUAUU
Molecule: messenger RNA, 1735 nt
Organism: Nilaparvata lugens (brown planthopper)
Lineage: Eukaryota; Metazoa; Arthropoda; Insecta; Hemiptera; Delphacidae
Product: flagellar attachment zone protein 1
Exons: 9
Coding region: 163-1557 (464 amino acids)
Cellular component (GO): Ndc80 complex; kinetochore
Source: RefSeq, a predicted model, not a curated record